This is a messenger RNA of Enterospora canceri, 198 nucleotides long. NCBI's taxonomy places the organism in Eukaryota, Fungi, Microsporidia, Enterocytozoonidae. The record is from the annotation of a GenBank genome assembly.
AUGAAUAAGAGGAUGGGAGUGACAGGAAGGAUAAUUGGUGCAAGACUGGAUAAAAGAUGCCAUGAGACAGGUUGCUUAAGACUGAUCAAUAUUAAUCUACCAAUGUUUGAUGGAUUUGACACUUUUAAUAAGAAGCAGCAAUAUGAUAUUGGGAAAGAGCAACAAACAGGCCAGGAAGAUAAAUUAAAUCAGCUAUAA